Triticum turgidum subsp. durum (durum wheat) is the source of this 207-nucleotide messenger RNA. The record is from the annotation of a GenBank genome assembly. Lineage: Eukaryota; Viridiplantae; Streptophyta; Magnoliopsida; Poales; Poaceae.
AUGGUCGCCGGCGGCCAGAGGCCCUCUCCGGCAAUGUCUCAAGCCUUGCGGCCGCGCUGGUCGGUGUUGUGGCCUUCUCGUCUGCGGGUGAUCCGCCAGGCACGUCCCGGCACUGCCGCCGUCUCCUUCAACAACCGAUGCAAUGGUACUGAGCCCUCCUCAUCUACUCUGCUCUUAUCGCAUUUAGGUUCUUUGCUGGCUCUUUGA